AUGAAGAUGAGCCCCCACGAGAACACGAAACAUUUCCCCACGUUGGCUCCGGGGCCGCCGCGCAUGUUCGCUCCGCAGACGUCGACUGCUGUCAGUAGGCCAAAGAAGAAUUCUACAGCUUGCCUGGCAUGCAAACAAGCAAAGAGGAAGUGUUCUGGACCAGACCCCCCAUGUAAAGCUUGUCGAUCUGCUGGCACCAUAUGUUCCUUUGAUCCAACCCGAGACCUCAGGCGAAAGGUUGCUGUCAAGCGGACGAUCCAGGAGCUCACAAACUACAAAGACCUACUAGAUUCUUUGCUGAGCACCCUCGGGUCGGAUGACCAACUCCAGUUUGACAAAGUGGUGGAUUUGAUCCGGAAAAGGGCUCCGUUCCAAGACAUCGCCCAUGCUGUCGGAUGCUCGGUCACGACAUUCGGGGACCUCCAAGCGCUGUUGGAUGCCAGCAAACCAAUGGUUUUGGACUAUGGGGAGCAUCCCAUAGAAACUUCGGGCAACAGGGUGAGACGGCCGUCACACCCUGGGGAUAUAGCAAGCUCACCGAAUGAGAUCCCAAAAAUGAAACCUCCGCAGUGGCCAACAGCUAGCCCUUCUGCCCCCGUCACGCCGGAUGAGAUCCCAAAUAUGAAAGCUCCGCAAUGGCCAACAACUAGCCCUUCUGCCCCCGUCACGCCGGAUGAGAUCCCAAAUAUGAAAGCUCCACAAUGGCCAACAACUAGCCCUUAUGCCCCCGUCACGCCGGAUGAGAUUCCAAAUAUGAAAGCUCCACAAUGGCCAACAACUAGUCCUUAUGCCCCCAUCACGCCGGAUGAGAUUCCAAAUAUGAAAGCUCCGCAAUGGCCAACAACUAGUCCUUAUGCCCCCGUCACGCCGGAUGAGAUUCCAAAUAUGAAAGCUCCGCAAUGGCCAAUAGCCAGCCCUUAUGCUCGUGUCACACUGGAGAGCCUUUGCGACAUACCUCUCUUUGAGGUGCCGGCAAAGCCGUGGACGAAGGUCACAGAUGAUAAUUAUUUGGUCUCGCACCUAGUCUCGCUCUACUUUACCUGGGACCACCCAUGCUCGCAGUUCCUUGAUCAACGUAUCUUCCUCGAACAUAUGAAACUCGGGGAUCGAAGAUCAGAGUUCUGCACGCCCCUUCUCGUCAAUAGCAUAUUGUCCAUGGCCAGCGCCUAUUCUGAUAGUCCUGACGUUCUUUCCACUUCCGAGAACGUGUUCUCGCGAGGCCAGAACUUUUUCCAGGAAGCACAAAACUUAUGGGAAGUCGAAGAUGAUGGCCAAGACCUGCCUAACAUCCAGGCCCUCCUCAUAAUGUGCUGUGUAUUUAAAUGCCAAGGACGAGUCAAAAAAAGCUGGAUGAUGCUUUGUCAAGCAGUUCAGCUAGCACGGGAUAUAGGACUGUUUGAUAUCCCAGCAGUACCGAAAGAGAUACUGCCGGAGAUGGAACGGGUUCGCACGAUCACUGCCUGGGGUGUCUUCAGCAUGAGCUCACAAAUGUCGAUCGAGCUGCAGAAGAUUACUCCCUCGGCAUAUCCCACUUCCGAUGUCAAGCUGUGUGGCAACGAAGACCUUGACUGGACCCCAUACCCUCGCUCAAACAAUAUAAUAUAUGAUAAAAAGCCAGCCUGUCUGCCUCAAGUUAGGGAGGGACUGGCUGAGGUCACCAUAAUCUUAGUCGAUGUCCAGAAGCUCGUUUCUGACAAAAGUCGGGGUGCCAGCUUUAGGGAGUUGUGGAACAAAGCUCAAGACCCAUUCGAUCGUUUGAAUUCUUGGCUGCAACGCUGGCCGAGCGUGCCCGAGAUACAACGAAAUUCAGUCCCACAAGUCCUUCUCUUGCGAAUUAAAUGUCUCCAGGUUAUCAUAUAUAUGUUUGAGAUGUUGAAAGACCCUCAUCAGCCAGAAUCUGUCCGAGAUGCCCGAUACUAUCAGGUUAAGUCCGCCGAGGAAACGGCGCAAUGCCUUCGCAUCCAUCGUCAGUCGUAUGGCCUCAAACAUAUACCCAGCCAGGUAGUCGAUGCCGUACAGACCGGUCUCCGGAUCUUAGUUCAUGAGUUGGAAGACGAAUCAAGACAGGCGUUUGCUGAGCUCUGUCGGUUUGGAACAGCUCUUAGUCAAAGGUUUAAGCAAACAGCCGACGUGAUCCAUGAGAUCAGAAAUAACGCACUGCACCUAAGCGUACGACUGCCACCCGAGGCUAUUGCACUCUUCGAUGACCCGGAACAGUGGAGGAGUUUUGAACCCUGA
Molecule: messenger RNA, 2238 nt
Organism: Penicillium hordei
Lineage: Eukaryota; Fungi; Ascomycota; Eurotiomycetes; Eurotiales; Aspergillaceae
Product: putative C6 transcription factor
Exons: 6
Coding region: 1-2238 (745 amino acids)
Biological process (GO): DNA-templated transcription; regulation of DNA-templated transcription
Molecular function (GO): zinc ion binding; DNA-binding transcription factor activity, RNA polymerase II-specific; DNA binding
Source: RefSeq, a predicted model, not a curated record